CAUCGACCGGCGACUAAAAGGUAUGUUUCUCCUCGCAGGUGUCAUCCACGUGCAUCUCGGAGAGAAAAGGUGAAGAGUGAAUGCGACUGCCUCGUGGCAUGUCGCACAGUAAGAUCUUGCUACUCCUCCCACCGGCCCUACGUGUUGCUCUCGCCUCAAGGUUAUGGACUGCGACCCUUCAAUCCAGAGGUCCCAGGUUUUGGUCACUGCGAGAAGGACCUGCUCCGACUCCAUCUCACAAACAUGUCUCAACGGACUCCAGACAUCCCGCCGCCAUACGCGUCGCAGACACGAAUGAAGCGUGGACUGAAUCGCCAAAGUCGCAUCGAAGUGACCUUCCUCCACGAUUCAGUAAUGAUGCGGAAGCUACAUCAGAUGGAUUGGGAGAAGUCUUGCUUGGAGACGGCCGUUUAGCACGACCAAACGGAGAGCGUCGGACCCGAACUCUCUCGCAAAACCCAACAAGCAGGCCUACUCCCUUGGAUACGCUUGAAAGUCACAUCAACCCCUCUUUGGAAGCUUCGAAUGUCAGCUCCGCCUUGGAAAGCAUUGCCUUUGGCCAAUCAACCGUGGAUCAAGAAGAUGCGUUGCGGGCGGCGGACGACUCAGCGCCUCCAGAAGGCAAGAACAGCAAAGGCUACUCUGGCGUAUCACAUUUUGAUGAAAGCGCUGGCCAGCUGGCGGACCGGUUGUUCGAUCUUGAUUUUGUGCAGCGAACUCACCCCCUGCCCACCCCAGAGGAGUAUCCUGGCGCUCCUCCAGAGCUCUUCAGUCCAGUGCUUCUGGCAACCGCAAUAGACAAUGCCUGCGCCAAACGGGGUCUCACCAUUCAAACGGACGUGGAUUUCAGCGUCAAGGCGGAGCCAAAAUCGGCCUUAACUGCGCGCUCGCAAGGUCUAUGGCAAUGUACAAUGCGGGUCGACAUUACGGGUUUCGGUGAAGAAGUCGCCAUGGGCGAAGGCCGUAGGAAGCAAUACGCCAAACAAGCUGCUUGGGUCCACUUGACCUCAAAGCUGCACGCUCGAGGGGUCUUGAAAAGCCUGUUUCCGUCUCAUCCCACCACUAAACCCGCUCAAAGGCUAGAGGCCGAUGAAAUCCCUCGCCUAUCUGAGGAAACUCCGGAAAGCGAGACCGAGGAAAUUACUGAAAGCGAGCCUGAGGAAAAUGUGGAAAGCGAGCCAACAACAUCACUGUCGGCCGAUAGUGAUGCGAAGAUGGACAUAUAUCGCUAUGCUGCGAGGUGUGGCCUCGUACCUCGAUUCGAAAGCAAGGUGAGCGGGGCUGGGGACGGCGCCGGGCUGGCGCAUGAUGAUCACCUAUAUGAAGCUAGCAUUCAACUCGAAGAGCAGGCUAUCAACGUGACUGCAACUGGCAAGGACCUAGCGACGGCGGAGAUGGCAGCGGUCAAGGCUUUCAAAGAAGCCGCCGAAAGACGUUACAAGGCGGCGAACGAAGACUUGCCAUCAUCACCAUCCGUGCAGACCGCUCCCUUCCAUGUCCUGGACGAGCAUACCGCCAGACGCUUCCUUGCAUUCUACAAACGUCGAGGAAACGGUCUCAACUUAGUGAUCGAGCACGGCGAGGUCCAGCAGGAGGGUACGCAUGUCCAGAACAAGGCGGUAUUGACAAUUGACGGAACGACGAUCCAUCCACCUGUAAUCAUGCCGACUAAAAAGCAGGCCGUCUUCGUGGCAUACCUGAUCGCAGCCGUCGAAAUUGGCAAGUCGCAUCCGGAUGUGCUCUGUGAGUUCGUGGAAAGCUUGCAGUCGAGAGAGGUCAAGAUGCUGCGUGAAUCUCCUCUGAUCGACAUCGAGAUAAGCCGUGAAACGAUGCGGUCUAUGAAGGGCGCCGUCGUGGAAGCAAGGCAAGGCGGCUUGUCAGAUGCACGUCAGACGCUGACGGGGCAGCCGUCAAGAUGGAAUACAGUACCCGCACGUCGGCGAUCCCCCUUUCCCUCAAGCCAUGCCGCAGCUGCAGACGCUCGACUUUUAUCAAGACACACUUCGUCCGUUAGGAAUCCUCUUCUCCGGCGACUGCGAUCUGACAGAGCUUCCUUGCCGAUGAACAACUCCAGGGAAGACAUUCUUAGACUGAUCAAUGAAAAUCAGUACAGUAUCGUGGCUGGUGCGACUGGAAGUGGCAAGACGACCCAAGUGCCGCAGAUCCUCUUCGACGAAGCCAUACUGGCCAACAGAGGCAGCUCCUGCAAUAUCAUUUGUACCCAGCCCAGGCGCAUAGCUGCGACAUCGGUUGCCCAGCGCGUUGCCACCGAGCGUCAGGAAGUGUUAGGUGAGACGAUUGGGUAUCAAGUUCGUUUCGAUGCCCAGCUGCCUUCCGAACCUUACGGCAUCACUUAUUGCACCAAUGGAAUAUUGCUGCAAAGGUUGAAACGAGAUGCGGACGAGACGCUGGAUGGUGUUUCACACAUCAUCCUUGAUGAAGUGCAUGAGCGAAGCCUCGAGGUCGAUCUUCUGAUGACGGUCUUGAAGCGACACAUAACAACUCGACGGGCGGAGGGCCGAAGAACGCCCAAGAUCGUGCUCAUGUCGGCAACACUUGACUCUGAGCUGAUUGCGAAUUACUUUCGUAACCCCGACGAGGCUGGUGUGGAGCACCCCUGUCCAGCGCUCAGUGUUCCGGGGAGAACUUUUUCAAUCAAAGAACAAUUUCUGGGCUCAAUCAUGAGCGAUCUCUUGCAAAAGCGAGGGGCAGAGUUUAGGGGGCUCAUCAACAAAGACGCAGCCACUGGGAAAUAUCUCGCCGCUGAGAGUGACUUCAGUGCAAAGAUGUCGCGAGUAGAUCGGACAGAUUCCGAGUCCGUCAUUGACUGGAAACGAGAGCGGCAUGCGAUACUGGGACCGGAGGACGGUGAGGCCGCUCGACGUGAAAGAGAGGACGCAUUGGUGCCUAUAGCACUCGUGGCGGCCACGAUUGCAGACAUCUGCUGUUCAAGCCGAGAUGGAGCCAUCUUAGCCUUCCUGCCCGGUCUCGCCGAGAUCUUGGACGUACAGAAGCUGCUCGUCGAGCGCAAAUUGUUCGGCAUCGACUUUUCGGACAGCUCGCGGUUCCAGCUUUGUCUGCUCCACUCAUCCCUUCCAAAGGAACAGCAAGCACUCGUGUUCCAACCAUCCCGCCCAGGCAGUCGGAAAGUCAUUCUGGCUACUAACAUUGCGGAAACAUCGGUGACAGUCCCAGAUGUGAAGUAUGUUGUGGACACUGGAAAGCACCGUGAGCACAGCCAUGACCACGAGCAACGGACGACGAAAUUGCAGUGCGCGUGGGAAAGCCAGGCAAACGCUAAGCAGCGUGCUGGGCGAGCGGGCCGUGUCCGGGACGGUGUGUAUUACGCGCUCUAUUCAAAAGAAAGAGCCGACUCGCUGCGUGAGGUGGGCAUGCCAGAGAUCUUGCGUACCGAUCUUCAGGCCACCUGCCUCUCCAUUCGCUCGCAGACAUCCGGCGAGUCGAUCGUCUCCUUGCUCAGUGAAACCAUCGAGCCCCCUGCCCGAGAUUCUGUCGAGGCUGCUGUCGAAAAGCUCAUUUCGAUCCAGGCUCUGACAAGCGAUGAGCAGCUCACUGUGCUGGGCCGCGUACUGGCCGAGCUCCCAGUCCAUCCUGUCCUUGGCAAGAUGAUCAUCAUGAGCAUCAUCUUCAAAUGCAUCGAUCCCAUAAUCAUCCUAGCAGCAGCCGCUAUGGAACAAUACCGUCUUUUCGCCGUGUCUUCUGAGAAGCGCGAAGAAGCCACACGAGCCUAUCAAAGCUAUGCUGACAGCAGCGCGAGUGAUCACAUCGCAUUCCUACAAGCUUUCAACGAGAUCCGCGCCCUGCGAAAAACAUCGGAACCCUCCGCCCGCCGUCGUGCGCAGGAUCUGUCGGUGAAUUAUGCCACUUUCACUCUAGUAGAUCAGAUCGCUAGGCAGAUGGAGCAAGUCCUCCGCGAAUCGGGCCUCGUCACAAUCGAUGGUGAUGCACAGAACUCCGAGUAUGGUCCAGCAGAGUUGAAUCGCAAUGCCGCGAAUCACGACCUCAUCAAGUCUUUGCUCGUGGCCACAUACCAACCGAAUGUUGCCGCCAAGACCAAAACGGGCGGCCUAUCGUAUCGUACACCCACAACGGACUCUGCCCUGGUGAAUCCCGGGUCUGUGAAUGGCGAGCUUCGCAGGGAGAGUGAGAAGAGGCAUGCUGUCGGCUCCCUCUUCACGUACAGUAACCUUUCGAGGGGCGUGAACGGCCGAACACUCUACAUAAAGAACUCCACCAAAGUCACGCCGCUGAUGGUUGCACUGUUUGGAGGCCAGCUGCAGAUCACUGGCGUGAAAAGCUUGAUCAUGGAUAACUGGCUGCCUUUCUCGAUAAGAGCUCCUGAGCCGGAGCUGUCGACAAAACUCGUCGUGGAAUUCAGAAAAGCACUGGAUCGUGUCCUCCAUCAUGCUUUUCAUUCCUUGUCCGCGCAUAAGGUGAAUGAAGGCGUUUGGCUGCAAAAUGACUCGAUUACAGACAAGUUCGUGGAGCGUGUGGUGGAGAUCCUUCGCCAAACAUCUGAAGAUUCCUUUCAGGCAAAGCUGUAAGGUGAGCGGCUCCUAUGUACGGGGCACAGUACGCUCAAAAGUUCGCAACGUGGAUGCUGUGGGAGUUCUUGACAUAUUGCAGGUA
Molecule: messenger RNA, 4650 nt
Organism: Neohortaea acidophila
Lineage: Eukaryota; Fungi; Ascomycota; Dothideomycetes; Mycosphaerellales; Teratosphaeriaceae
Product: P-loop containing nucleoside triphosphate hydrolase protein
Exons: 1
Coding region: 81-4565 (1494 amino acids)
Cellular component (GO): intracellular anatomical structure
Molecular function (GO): ATP binding; RNA binding
Source: RefSeq, a predicted model, not a curated record